This is a messenger RNA of Homarus americanus (American lobster), 3359 nucleotides long. RefSeq lists its product as uncharacterized. NCBI's taxonomy places the organism in Eukaryota, Metazoa, Arthropoda, Malacostraca, Decapoda, Nephropidae. The record is from RefSeq and is a predicted model, not a curated record. The coding region runs from base 317 to 3019 and encodes 900 amino acids. The transcript has 2 exons.
UGUACAUCCUAUACAACAUGUAUGCAGAGAGCACAUUCAAACAGUGAACAACAGCGUUAAGGGAUAACAUCAGUGGUGUCAACAACGACAGUUGUGGGACAAACAAAGUAGGAAACUUUAUCAGAGAACAAAGAAGCAGUGAUUGUUCAAGACACGCAGUAAAUCGUACUCACUAGACUAUAUUGUGACUUAUCUGAUGAUGAAAAUAAUUGAUAUUAAAAUAACACUCACGGUGCCUUGUUAAAAUGUUUUAGUUUCCUUCGAGACAACAUCAAGAUUUCCAAGAAAUACAGAGACUGAGAAGCCAGACUAGAACAUGUCUGCCACCAGCGUACCACCGCCCGACCUUCUGUGGUUUAGAUACUUCCAUGCAUUAAAAACAUAUGGCCGCGACGCGUUGUGUGCAGUGUUCCAACUGUCUUACCAAGGAGGAUACCCUAUCAAGACGUAUCUCAUCGAUAUCCUUGGCUAUAGCAACACACAGCUUAGGAAAAAUUUUGAUAUCCAUCAAAGAGUAAAACUUGAGUCUAGUAUACCUGAUAUCAAUAAGUUUGACAUUACACUCCUAUAUUCCCUCCUUCAGAAAGUGUGUGGUUUUGCAAACAUAAACGACACCAAAUGGACGACUCCACCAUCAGAUGGAACAUCACUGGAAUACAACUUAUUUAGAAUUAAAAAGCUACGUAAUGAAAUAUCACAUGAAAACGAACAUUUUACGCAGCAUAUUCUUGACAUCAAGUUGACUCAUCUUCAGCAGCUCAUAGAGGACACAUUCCAAGAGGCUUAUACUGUCUUCAAGCAGAGCAGCCAGCUUGAAGUAAAAUUGUCAGUGGUAAAAAAUUAUUUUGAUGGAUUACGAACCAAGAUUAGGGAACCAGCAGACUUGAAAGAAAUUCAGAAAGAAAUGGAAGUUUACAGACGGGAAAUAGAGCUAGAAAUCAAGGAAAAUAGUUGGGAUGAAUUGUGUACACAAUUCUCAGUUACAUGUCAGGUAGAUCCAGUGCCCUGGCUGCACCUCGGAGUGGAAAUUAAACCAAGUGUUCUCUUCACAGAACCUACACUUGUCGAAGACGAGGUGAUGUGUGCACGGCCGCACCAGACGCAACAGGUUCGUGUCGUUAAAUGUAAUGAAGUUAUCAGCUUUAAGUGUCGUGACGGUUCAUCACCGGACGUUCUCUUGCUAACAGGUGAGGGUGGUAUAGGCAAAACUACUUUCUUGAAGUUUGUGGUAGAGACGUGGACUGAAGAACCUAAGGUUAUGCAAUCCCUGGAUAAGGUAGAAGUUCUCCUAUAUUCACAGUGUCGAGGGUCAAACAUUCAGACCUUUGACCAGCUGCUCCAAGACCUACUUCAUGAAACUUAUCUGAGGUCUGGUGUUAGCUUCGAGUUUUUCAAAGAAAUAAUUAAAGCUAACAAAAUUCUUAUCAUAGUUGAUGGGUUUGAUGAGUACAAUGAAGCUUCGUUUAAGCUAGUGAAAGAUAUUGUGAGUAUGGCAAGCAAUAAUAUGCAAGUCCUAUUGACCACAAGACCUGGCAGUGCAGACCAACUCACUGCACUUAUACCGCAAGGUAAGCGCAUCCUACACCUUGUCCUUAAGGGAAUCCCCCAAAGCUUGCACUUCAACUUUGUGGAAAACAUGAUAAACACUCUUGUUAGUGAAGUAAACCAAAGAUAUAGCAUCAAGACCAAACUUAAUGACAAACUUUACCAGUUAAGAGAGCACCUAGGCGACCACCUCAACAACCCGCUGACAUUAACAAUUUUAACCCUGUUGUGGGUGGAUUGCCCUGACAAACUCAACACGCUCACUACCUCUACAGACCUUUACUAUGAAAUAGGGGAACUCUUGACAUCUAAACUGGUGGACCGACUGAUGGCGAGAGGAGUUUGUAAUCCCAAAGAAAAAUGCAAUUCCUUCUUGAUUUUUUACGACUACAUGGCAUUACAGUGUAUACAGAGAAGGGAGUAUGAGCUCCAGGAAAACACCAUAAACUUUUUAAAGCAGAAGUGUGAUGAGCUUCACCUACCUCAUGAAGAUGUCCUGUCCACAUAUUUUGGUAGGAAGCGAACACGGCAAGGUCUUAUUCCUCGAUGGAUUUGGUCAUUCUUGCAUCUCAGAUUUCAGGAAUAUAGUGUAAGCAGGAGUGUUGUUAGAAGGUUGUUAAGUGAAACUAAUCUGGUCUCCAGUGCUGCCAGUAUGAGUCAUGAUGCUGACCCCAGUAUUGUCAGCAAGAGUCCUAGUGCUGACUACAGUAUCACCAGCACUGGUCAUGAUGCUACCAUGGUGGUGAACAACGUAAUAAAGAAGGUACUGUCACCAGGAUGCAAGGGAGAAAAAAGUGCUUGGGUUCAGGGCAACAGCACCUUCCAGUCAGUGCUGUUCAACAUGACGGGCCUCCUCGCCAGGAUAGGACAACACCAACUGAACAGAUAUGCCCAUGACAUUGUCCAGCUGAUAGGUGAUGACAAUCCCCUUUUCAGGUUGACUGGAAAGAUCAAUAUUGAUAACUAUCUUCACCAUGUGGUGGAAUCUAAAAUGAACGGCGAGAUGAUCAAAGAAGUUGUUACAGUUUUAGCUGACUUUAGUACAUGGUCCACACAUGGCUCCUACAUUUGUGGUCUCUCAUCAGUUCUUGCUUUCCAAAUGCCUCAGACUAUAGAAAUAACUAUAAAAAAUGAUCCAGCACUCAGCCCUGGACUUGACGAUACGCUUGUUGCAUUGUCUCACCAGAAAAUAUCCGUCAAACUCCAUAUUCAGUAUCACUUUAAUGAUUCCGGUUGCAGUGACAACUUCCUACACGCUAUAAGACAUGGGGGAAAGUGCACAAUGGAGGAGUUUCAUGGCCAGUUAUCAGAAGACAAAAUGGUGUUGCUGCCAUCUACCUUAUGGGACCUUAGGCUUCGGGGCACCACGGAGCAGUUACCAGCAUUGACAGCUACACUACCUAGAAUCAAGGGCCUGCGUGCAUUCUGUAAUUAUGAUCCUUUUGUUAGUUUCUCUUGUAUACUCGAUCCGUGACUAAUUUGUUUAUUGAAGUAUUAUUUAUGCAUAAACACACACACACACAUGUAUGCACGGUAUGCAUGUCCAUGUACGAGAGCAAGACUGAAUGAUGCUUGAAUAAUGUGAAUCACAAUAAACUCAUAGGCCAAAGAUCAUUUACUGUCUAAUAAGUUCUAAAAUGUUCAUAAAAGUAAUUGCGUAAAUCAGUAUCUGCCUCACCCCUAGCAUGUUUCACACAUAUGCUUAAUUACUUAAUUGAUUCGGAAUUUUUAUCAUGAUCAGUUUGACGAUAGGCAGUAAUCAAAGAUAUCAAUAAACACAUCGAAGAGUUAUAGAGUUUCUUAGAAUGAAGUGA